Funneliformis geosporum is the source of this 338-nucleotide messenger RNA. The record is from the annotation of a GenBank genome assembly. NCBI's taxonomy places the organism in Eukaryota, Fungi, Glomeromycota, Glomeromycetes, Glomerales, Glomeraceae.
AUGAGUUUUAAAAAUUUCCAACAAAUGAAUCAUUUCAUCAAUAAAUACAAAUCCGACGUUGAAAAGGUUGAAAAUGCAAGACUUAUAAUUGAAGAAAAUGAAGCCAAACUUCUUUCAAUCAUACUCGACCUUUGGGAAAGGACUAAUUCUAAAGAAUUAAUUUCCAUAAUGGAUGAAAUAUAUCAAGAAAACACUGAAGUAGAACUUGUUAAAAGCGAAAUUCCUAAGGAACUUAUUAGGAAAAGAAAAAUGCAAAAGGAGUAUGCUCAAGAACUUGGAAUUACUCCAUCGGCUUUAUCCAAAUGUAUUAAAAGAAGAAAGAAAGAUUCUUCGACAGA